This is a messenger RNA of Syzygium oleosum, 925 nucleotides long. RefSeq lists its product as uncharacterized. The coding region runs from base 113 to 580 and encodes 155 amino acids. The transcript has a single exon. The record is from RefSeq and is a predicted model, not a curated record. NCBI's taxonomy places the organism in Eukaryota, Viridiplantae, Streptophyta, Magnoliopsida, Myrtales, Myrtaceae.
AAAACGCAUCUAGCUUCAUCUCUCUCACCCCAGCGCUCUCUCUCUCUUUAAUCUUCAUAUAUAGAACCAUAAACCAGUCGAGAGAGAGAGAGAGAAGGCUGGAACAGAAGAUAUGGAAGGGGCGUCCGUGAGUGCGUACAAGGGCCUGAGGGGAUACUGGAGGAGGCGGAGCUACUGGAGGCUGGGCGGGUCGGGCAGCCGGCGCCGCAUGCGGGUGGUGGAGCUGGGCUCGACCCGUCGGAGGAGGCGGCGCUGGUCCUGGCGGAUCAAGAUCUCGCCGAAGCUCAGCUGCCUCAGGUCGCCCAGGAAGUUCCUGCUGUGGCCCAAGAAGUUCCUGAUCUGGCUCCGCGACGGCUACGUGAAGAUGAUGCUGGGCAUCGCCGACUCGCGGGUGUGCGGCGCGUACGGUGGCGGCUCGGUCGCCGACGCCGGGCUGAGCGGGUUCGGGAGGCGGCCGCCUAAGGAGUACGACCAGCGGGUGAUCGUGGAGGUGUACAAGGCCCUGAUGGCGGCGCAGGCGAAGGCCGUGACCAGAGCCGCACCGAGUCGGCUCCCGCUGGCGGCCAUCAGGGAGGAGUGAUUAGCGACAUCACGUAACGGAGGAUCUGCAGGGGCCGAGGGGGGAAGCCGGAAAUGGAGGAGGUCCGGCGAGGGAGCGGCGGAGGUGUCGCCGGAGAUGGGCAACCUGAUAAGGAAGGCUUCCAACUCUAUUUUAUUUUUUCCCCUUUCUUUUCUUUCUUUUUUUCUUUUCUUUCUAAUCCCGAUUUGUAAAUUUGCCCUUGUAGUGCAAUUGUCUGGCAAAAUAAAAGAAAAUGUUCGAAUGCAAUUAUAAUUUUCUUAAGCAAAAAGGAGGAAUUGUAACGGGAGUUGUCAUUAGAUUUUUCACUUUUGAGAAUACAAAUUAUCUCUUGCUUUGUUGAUCAAA